Molecule: messenger RNA, 4835 nt
Organism: Panonychus citri (citrus red mite)
Lineage: Eukaryota; Metazoa; Arthropoda; Arachnida; Trombidiformes; Tetranychidae
Product: myb-like protein Q
Exons: 14
Coding region: 534-3809 (1091 amino acids)
Biological process (GO): chemical synaptic transmission
Cellular component (GO): dendritic spine; cytoplasm; plasma membrane
Molecular function (GO): protein binding
Source: RefSeq, a predicted model, not a curated record
AUCUCACCGAAGCCAAGACUUUCCUCUCUCUCUCUCAUCUUCCUUUCUCCGGUUUUAGUGAUCAUUAAACUCUAGUCUCUCAUUUUUUGUGAUUCUCUUUUUCCAUCUUUCCAUCAUGUUUCAGUUUUUUCUUUUAUACAAUUAAAUUGGAUUAAUUAUGUUCCAUCAGCAAUUCAAUAAACUCUAGUUAAUUGUAAAUAUAAACAAUUUUCUUCUUACCUGAUUAAAGGGUGGAAACCAUUUGAUUGACACUUUAUCUUGAUCACCAUCUUACUAGUCAAAUCUUUUUUGGGAGAUUACCUGUUAUGUGGUGACAACACUUAUAAACCUUCAUUUCUCUUUCUAUAUAAUUUUUUUUUUCUCUUCCCUUCACAUUUAUCACUUUCUCUAUUCUCUUUCUUUUUUUGUAUUUGUUAUUUUGUUCGAACAAUUUUCUUAUUCUUUUCGCUUAAACUAAAUCUCUUCCCGUAUGGUUGAUUUUUUCUGUCAAAGCGGAGAAAACUCCCUGGUGAUCUGGUGAGUAGGUUUAAUUUAUGUCAAUCUCUUCGCCUGAAGAAAUCGCCUUAGCUUUGUCUUUUGAAGAGGUGACAGGGUACGACGAAAUAAUUGAGAACCUAUUCCCUAAAUGUCGCCCUCGGUCAGACGGUAGUAAUACCAAAGAGACUACUGCUGGCAGAGGGGCUUGUGUUAAUUCAGAAAAUGGCAUUUCUGUAAAUGAUAACGGUACCGACGGUAGUAACCAUUCAUCCUUACAUUCCCAAUCACCACAAUCUUCUAAUCACCAUCACCACUACCAUCAUCAUCACCAUCAUCCACUUCAUCUUCAACAGCAACAGCAGCAACAACAACAGCAACAACAACAACAACAAGAUCAACCAUCUCAUUAUCAAAUUCACAAAUUACUUUCUUCCCUUGAAGAUGAUGAUGAAUCAACUCCUUCACAUGAUCAUAAUCACCAUCAGUUUCAUUUUGUUCAAUAUCACCAUUCUCACCAACGACGAAGACGGUCAACUGGAGGGAAUGAAGAUGACCCAAAACAACAAGAUUUAAUGGAUAAUGAUGAUCCUGAACCUCUAGUCCGGAUUAAAGGUGAUUUUCCAUAUUCACAAGACCGAAGUCCACCAUCAACACCCCCUCCACAUCGUGUUAGCUCAACCAUUUCCUUACCAACUCUUUUCAACAAUAACAGCAACCUUAAUGUCAACAGCAACAACAACAACGAUUCUAGUCAACAAUUGCAAUCACAAUUACAUUUUAAUAAAUCUCCAACAGUACCUUUAACUGGUCAAUUAAACGCUGUACCUGGUACAUGCCAAAGACAGCCAAUAACAACACCAUCCUCAUCAUGUGAGGAGCCCCAGAAUCUUUCAAUUGGCAAUAAAUUAUUGAUAAAUCACAAUAUCAACAGUUAUAACAGUAAUGCAUCUUCAAGUGACCAAGAAAGUCCCGAAGAGGAUCAAAUAAUCAUUGGUAAUGUGCCCAUAGCUAAAUAUACCGGUUCACCUCGUAGAUAUGGACCAAAAUUACCGUUAGUAACUGAGCAAGCCGAUGAAAAAGAAACCGAUGAUAUGAGCUCACCAAGUAAAAAGAUUAUCAAUCCAUCAUCCCUUUUACCUGGACGAUUAGCUGGACUUGUUAAAGGUGAUCCAUGGCAUUCAAAUUCUAUUAAUCCAAAUUCAUUUAAUAAUCUAAUUCGUGCUGCUGAAACUUAUGAGAAUGAUUUACUUCCACCUCAUCAUUUCUCUCUAUCACCAGAGAUUACCGAUGGAGAUAGUAAUGAUAUUGAAAGUGAAUUUUCAAUUGGUGAGGGUAGUUUACAUUCACUUUCCCGGAGUAACAUGAUGCCAAUCCUUGAAGAUGGUCUUUCCAGUGGAAUACCUUCCAGUGAUAAUGAAUUAGAUGAUGAUUUCGAUGAAACUUCCCCACCUUUAGAUACACUUACCACAUCCUCUUCUCUAACUACAACAACCAUUUCCACAACAACAACAACAACAGCAACAACAAUAGCAACACCAUCAGCCUCAUGUUCAGUUUUAACAGCAACCACAACAUCAGUAACCAAUUUACCAAUUUCAACAAUCACAAAUCAACCUGUCAAUCAUUCAACUCAGGUCAUUAAACGUGAUAAAGAUUCAAUAUUAGGCAUUAAGGAGACACUUAUCGAUUGUAUUCAAGAACGAGUCUCUUAUGAUGAAAGAAGAAAUUGUCAAAGUUCAAAUAAUCUGGAGAAGCAAAUUCAACAUGGAUAUUCAUCAUAUCAUUCUACAGCUGAUAAUUCCCACCCCGAACGUUUAAAAGAAUCAGUUGAUAUGUAUGAUAAACCUCUUGAGGUUCGACAACCUAUGGAGCAACAUAGACAAAAUUUUCGGCGAACCCGAUCUCUUCAGUUAGACCAAAGUAACGGACAAAAUUUCGGAUCAACAGUUAACAGUUCAGUUUCCGAAUCAAAUUUCGAAACUAGAUAUGAACAAGACCAUGGUUCUUCUCGAAAAAUAUCCAAUCUAAAUCAACCAAAAUCAUCAUUCGAAUCAAAGGACAAUUCAAAUAAAAUGAAUGAACAUCAAGCCCAUUCCCAUCUCGAUGAAGAAUCUGAUACUGAUCAAGAAACUGAUCGUCUUUUGGGUGCACAAAGAGUCGAAGAAAAAAAUAACUUUGAUGAAAAGAAUAAUGGUUACAUUAGAAAAAAGAACAGUCCUCGAGAAACUCUUAUUGAAGGAGUUCUGUUUAGAGCUCGUUACCUUGGAUCAACCCAAUUAAUAUGCAAUGGACAACCAACCAAAGCGACUCGAAUGAUGCAAGCUGAGGAAGCGGUUUCCCGGAUUAAGGCUCCGGAUGGUGAAUCUCAACCCAGCACCGAAGUGGAUUUAUUUAUUUCUACUGAAAAAAUUAUGGUUUUAAAUACAGACUUAAAAGAAAUAAUGAUGGACCAUGCACUAAGAACAAUAUCUUAUAUAGCUGAUAUUGGUGAUCUUCUUGUUUUAAUGACUCGACGUCGUGUUGUCAAUCCUUCAGAUGAUUCCAAUGACCAUAAAAUGAAACGUAUUCCAAGAAUGAUAUGCCAUGUCUUCGAGUCAGAAGAAGCCCAAUUUAUUGCUCAAUCGAUUGGACAAGCGUUUCAAGUUGCCUAUAUGGAAUUUCUGAAGGCAAACGGAAUAGAAGAUUCUAGUUUCGUUAAAGAAAUGGAUUAUCAAGAAGUUUUAAAUUCUCAGGAAAUUUUCGGCAAUGAGCUGGAAAUGUUUGCCAAAAAGGAUAGGCAAAAAGAAAUAAUUAUUCCAAAGCAAAAGGGCGAGAUAUUGGGCAUAGUAAUUGUAGAAUCUGGUUGGGGCUCAAUGUUACCCACCGUUGUUAUUGCUAACAUGACACCACAAGGUCCCGCUGCUCGGUGUGGACAAAUUAACAUAGGGGAUCAAAUAAUUGCAAUUAAUGGAAUCAGCCUUGUAGGUUUACCUUUAUCGACUUGUCAAAGUUAUAUUAAAAAUACAAAAAAUCAAACAGCUGUGAAAAUGACACUGGUUCCUUGUGCGCCUGUGGUUGAAGUGAAAAUAAAGAGACCUGAUACAAAAUAUCAAUUAGGAUUUAGUGUUCAAAAUGGAGUGAUUUGUAGUCUUUUACGUGGUGGUAUAGCUGAACGAGGAGGAGUCCGAGUGGGUCAUCGAAUCAUUGAAAUUAAUGGACAAAGUGUUGUCGCUGUGCCACAUGAACGGAUUGUCAAUCUUUUAGCAACCUCAGUAGGAGAGAUUGCUAUGAAAACAAUGCCUACUUCAAUGUAUCGUCUUUUAACUGGUCAAGAAUCGCCUGCUUAUAUUUAGAAUUGACAAAUUUUCAUCGACUCCCUCUUUCUGUGUAUUUCUCUCUCAAUGUUUUACCUCCUUUGGAAACUUUAUAUUCUCAUAUACAUAAAAAUUUCGAGGAUUUUGUGCCUUUGAUCAUUUGGUUGAUGAUGGAAGGUUUAAUAACAACGCUUAUAGAAUAGUUAAUUGUCAGAAAAGGAAAAAUUUUCUCUUUAAAUUCAAAUUUGCAAAUCACUUUUUUCCAUUAAUCAGAUCAACUUGUAAAUCUGAUAUUAUAAUACAGUCAAGAUCCUCAGACCUUGUCAACUAUAUUUUCCUAGUUAAUUAAUUGGGAUUAACUUUUACAUAAAUUAUUUCCUGAUUUAUGUUUGCAAAUUUGGGAUUCACUUGACCAUAAACACAGUUUAAUUUAACCGUUUUAACACCGCAAAUAAACCCAAGCAAUUAAAAGUUGUAACUGUUGUAAAAGUAUAUCGUCCAGACAAAUGAACGUACGAAACAUUGGAAACUCAUUUUCAUCAUGGAUUCUGGUUUUUUAAAUUCUGCUUUCAAUCCUCUGAUCAUUAACAUUAUCAUCAUCAUCUGUAUCUUCAACACACCAUCAACUUAAUGUCAACCAUUUGUACUUACAUCUAUUUAAUGAUUGUCGACAAUUUAGUCAACCUUUCUUUUAAUUAAUCUCUUCUCUUUCAAUCAAUCGAAUUUUAUCAAUUUAUCAUGUUAAUAUGAUAAUUUAUAGAUUAAUUGGAAUAUAACUGAUUUCUAAUUAAUUUGAUAAUCAGCUGUGGAAACUUUGAUAAGUGACCGAAUAUAAUUUAUAACUGAAACCAAAACAUCAAGAGAAAUGCAUUUACAGCUGAUUAUCAUCUUCAUCUCUCUCUCUCUCUCUCUCUCUCUCUCUCUCUCUCUCUCUCUCUCUCUCUGUGUUUAAUUCUAACGAUAUAAACAAUGAUAUCUUUCUCAUUAUCUCUUGUAUAAGUGACCUGCUGAUUGUGAUUAAAUGAUGAUCUCAUUUUUUGUAAUUAAAUUUAUUAUCAAUGUCAA